This is a messenger RNA of Quercus robur (English oak), 2732 nucleotides long. RefSeq names its product probable inactive DNA (cytosine-5)-methyltransferase DRM3. The coding region runs from base 443 to 2650 and encodes 735 amino acids. The record is from RefSeq and is a predicted model, not a curated record. Lineage: Eukaryota; Viridiplantae; Streptophyta; Magnoliopsida; Fagales; Fagaceae. The transcript has 11 exons. Gene Ontology annotation, cellular component: nucleus.
CCUCUGGGGCCCGUGGGCAGUGUCAUUUCUAAGUAAGUAGUACGUACUAAGUAGUAACACAGUCAGGAAUCGAUUCCAUUGGACACUGUAAACACUUUAACAGACCUACGCGCCAGUGAUCGCGUAGCUCUCGCUCUCGCUCUCGCUGUACCCAACACUCUCUCCUUCUUACUUUGCUUCUUGCGUUAGUGAACUCGGAAGCGUCAGAACUGAAAUGAACUGAACCGAAUUACUCAGCUCCUUCACUUAUCUGACUACUGUGGCAGCGUGUGUUCUCCACGCGCUGCCUCUCUGCCUCUUCAGUUGCUUCGCUCUCUCGCCGAUCAGGCUGAUUUUGUUGCUUAUUAUUUUGCAAACAUUUUGUCAGAGGCUUAAUUGGUGCAAUUUUUGGUGGAUUGCUAACAAUUCUUUAUAAGAAUUGUUGCAUUUGUUUUAUCUUGACAUGGAUUCCUCGAAUUCAAAUGCUGAGAAAGCAAUAGUGCCAAAGGAAGAGAUCUUGGACUUUGAGUUACCACCUGAACCCUUGUACUCAAGGCAUGUUGGGGACAAUGUUGCAAGUUCAUCAGGAAGCAGUAUAAAGUCAUUCUUUAUUGGAAUGGGAUUCUUACCCUCUCUUGUUGACAAAGUGAUUGAGGAAAAGGGUGAAGAGAAUGCUGAUUUGUUAUUGGAAACUCUCAUUGCAUAUUCUGAUCUUCAAAAAUCGAAUUCUGAGUCAUCAGAUUCUUUAGAUAGCUUGUUUGAUGACAAGGAACCUUGUAGCCCAGAAAUUGCAACUCCAACAGUUGUUCAACCAAAAGAGGAGCCUGAUGUACAUAAUGGAUUUGGUGAUGACAAAAGAGCAUCCUUACUGAUGAUGAAUUUCUCUGUAAAUGAAGUUGCAUUUGCAAUCGAUAAGCUUGGUGAAGAUGCUCAAAUAACUGAAUUAGUGGACUUCAUAACUGCUGCCCAAAUAGCUGAAGAGCUUGAAAAGGACGCAGAUGAUACAACUCAGGGGGAUGAAGUUAGAAAUUCAAGUGAUAGCCCAAUGCAUGCUAAUAAUGAAACCCUGUUUGGGACUAUGGAGAAAACACUGCGUUUGCUUGAAAUGGGUUUCUCUGAGAGUGAAGUUUCAUCUGCAAUUGAGAAGUACGGUUCAGAGAUUCCAGUUUCAGAACUUGCUGACUCCAUUUUUGCAGAUCAAAUUUCUAAGAGCUGUGUUGGAGGAUCUGAGUAUUCCUCAUAUGCUUUUGGAACUGUAAAAGUGAAGACAGAGGAUUAUAGUUUCGAUGCUGUUUCUCAUUCGAGAAAUAUGAAUGGUUCUGUAUCUCAUGCGAGAAAUAUGAAUGGUUCUGUAUCUCAUUCGAGAAAUAUCAACGGUAGUGCUGUAUCUCAUUCAAGAAAUAUUAACGGUGCUGCUGUAUCUCAUUCGAGAAAUAUCAAUGUUGAGCAAACCUUUAAAGGAAAAAGGCCAAAACAAGAGUCUUUUGAUGACUGUCCAGAUUCUGUUUCUCAGUCUAGGAAUAUUAAUAUUGGGGGAAAUAGUAAGGGGAAAAGACCGAAACCGGAGAAUAUUGAUGACUCGAGUUCUUUUGUUGACUCUACGUGGAUUGAAGAAAAAGUCGACCCAAAAAUCACCAGAUACGGAAGGCCGAAUCUAUUCAGAGAAAAUCCGUCCAAGAGUCUUGAUAGAAUGGUAGCUAAACCUCCAUAUUUCUGUUAUGCAAAUGUUGUGAAUAUAUCUCAUGACUCUUGGGCAAAAAUUUCACAGUUCUUAUAUGCCCUUGAGCCUGAAUUUGUUAAUACCCAGUUUUUCUCAGCCUUGAGUAGAAAAGAAGGCUAUGUACACAAUCUUCCUACUGAAAAUAGGCUGCACCUCCUUCCAAAGCCUCCAAUGACCAUCGAAGACGCUAUACCACAUACUAAGCAAUGGUGGCCAUCAUGGGAUACAAGGAAGCAGUUAAACUGCAUCAGUUCUGGAACCAGUGGAACAUCUCUGCUCUGUGAUAGGCUUGGAAGGAUGUUAACUGAUUCUCGAGGACUGCUCUCAUCUGAACAGCAGAGAGAUAUCCUUCAUCAUUGCCGGACAUUAAAUCUUGUGUGGGUUGGCCAGUAUAAAUUGGCUCCUAUGGAACCUGAACAUAUAGAGCGUAUUCUAGGCUAUCCAUUGAAUCACACUCAAGCUGCUGAGAAUAGUUUAACAGAUAGGUUUCAAUCACUCAAAUACUGCCUCCAGACAGACACGUUGGGCUAUCAUCUCUCUGUGUUGAAGUCAAUGUACCCAGGAGGGUUAACAGUGUUGUCAUUAUAUAGUGGAAUUGGUGGGGCAGAAAUCACUUUAAACCAGCUUGGCAUUCCUUUGAAAGGUGUUGUGUCUGUAGAAACCUCUGAAACAAAGAGGAUGAUUCUCAGAAGGUGGUGGCAAAGUAGUGGACAAACUGGGGAGUUGGUGCAGAUUGAAGACAUUCAGAAGCUAACAAGUAACAAGAUUGAGAAUCUCAUUAAAAAAUUCGGCGGUUUUGACUUCGUCAUUUGUCAAAACCCAUGCAUUCACUUCCCAAGUUCUAAAAUAGCUGUAGAAGAUGACUCUCUCAUAGGUUUUGACUUCUCACUGUUUUAUGAGUUUGUUCGUGUUUUGCAACGUGUAAGAAGUAUGGUGGAAAGAAACAGGUGAGUUGCUCGCAUUUUUUUUCCCUACUAUGCUUGUUCUGGUACAUCUAAUUAACCAAUGAUCAGCAGAAUUGUUCUUUGCUUGA